UUAGGCAACUGUGAGGUGUUUAAUCAACUUCCAAAAUGGAUUUCACCAUUUUGUCGUUUGUCUUGCUGUUCUGUGGUCUGAGUACGGCCCAGGACGAUAGUAAAAAUACUGAAACAGAAAAAACAGGAUCAUGUCAUCCUGACAUGUGUGAUGUCCUGAGAGAGUUUGGAGUUAUGACAGAAAAACUCAGAGCUAUGGAGAGCAGGAUGAAGGACAGUGAAACCAGGCUGCAGAACAGCGAAACCAUGCUGAAGGAUUGCCAAACCAGGCUGAUGGACAGUGAAAUCAGGCUGAGGGACAACGAAAACCAGAUUCUGGAACUUAGAGACAAAGAAAGAACCAAGGUGAUAUUCAGUGCCGCAACAGGAGGAGGAGAUAGAAUAAUUGGACCCUUCAACACAAACAUUACUCUUAUCUACAGAACUGUGAUAACAAACAUCGGUAAUGCCUACAGUCCAUACACAGGCAUCUUCACUGCACCUGUUGCAGGUGUUUAUUACUUUACCAUCUUCUAUCAUGCUAAUGGACAUCAACCAGGAAUGCUGUUUCUAUUCAAGAACAAUCACCCGAUGGUCAUGACAGAUGAUCACCGCUGUGAUUAUGACACAGCUGAUAACGGAGGAAACGCAGCGUUCCUGCAGCUGCAGCCAGGAGACCAGGUGUAUGUGCUCAUGCGCGCACAUACACAUGUUUAUGGGUCCGACUACCACACGACUUUCAGUGGUUCUUUAGUCACUCAAAUGUGAGAAUGGGUGUAAAUCUCUACAUGUCUUUUCAUUCCUGCUUAUGGAUAAAAGAACAAAUAAAUAAAUCUAAUAAAUCACAACAUGAUGAACAAAUAAAUCUUUUAUAUUUCACAUCUAAUGAAACAGAAGGCUGUUGCUCAUGAAUUAAAAAGUGUUAAAGUUAAAUUAGUCUUCAUUAAUCUCUGUUGCAUUUAGUUCUUUUUGCUUCAAAAUUGUAAGUUUGUUCAGAAAAUAAACAAAAAGAAGAUACUGCAGCCCCUGACACAUUGUUUGGUUGUAGGAUUUUACACAUUGCUAGUUUUUACUUCACUUAUGUCUCUGUUUGGGUGGACUAUGUCAAUAUGCUUUAAGUUUUAAUGUUACAAUUGAU
Messenger RNA from Plectropomus leopardus (leopard coralgrouper), 1116 nucleotides. Its product is annotated as caprin-2-like. NCBI's taxonomy places the organism in Eukaryota, Metazoa, Chordata, Actinopteri, Perciformes, Serranidae. Gene Ontology annotation, molecular function: protein binding. The record is from RefSeq and is a predicted model, not a curated record.